This is a messenger RNA of Drosophila arizonae, 203 nucleotides long. RefSeq names its product lethal (3) 80Fj (gene l(3)80Fj). Gene Ontology annotation, cellular component: cytosol. Gene Ontology annotation, biological process: cellular response to amino acid starvation; regulation of translation. The record is from RefSeq and is a predicted model, not a curated record. NCBI's taxonomy places the organism in Eukaryota, Metazoa, Arthropoda, Insecta, Diptera, Drosophilidae. Gene Ontology annotation, molecular function: protein binding; protein kinase regulator activity.
UUAAACCCACACGUUUGAUAUUGAGAAAAAUGGAUCUUUCUAAGUUAUCAAGUGCCCUACGUGAUUUGCCUAAUAGAGUUUUGAAUGCUGCUGUUGAAGAACGUUUGUCACUAUUUCAAAACGUUUGCGACAUUCUUGAUAAUCCCGGUAAGUAUCCCACAUGUGCAACGGGCUUACUACAUAAUUACAUAUGUAUGUACAGU